Molecule: messenger RNA, 1560 nt
Organism: Botrytis sinoallii
Lineage: Eukaryota; Fungi; Ascomycota; Leotiomycetes; Helotiales; Sclerotiniaceae
Exons: 3
Coding region: 1-1560 (519 amino acids)
Biological process (GO): ribosomal large subunit assembly
Cellular component (GO): nucleolus
Molecular function (GO): protein binding
Source: RefSeq, a predicted model, not a curated record
AUGUCGACCCAACUUCCACCCCCAAGCAAAAGGCAGAGAACGGAUGCUUUCGAGAGAUCGAGAGCGCAACAAGACAUUGAGGAAAUACCCAGUGACGCAGGAAGUCUUCGAAUCCAGUUCUUCGACGAAACUACAGGUCUUCCUAUCGGCAAUGGGCCAGUUCUUGUACCAGUCGCAAACGCAGACCCAAAGAAUCUGGAGCUAUUGUUGAAUACUCUUUUAGGACAUGACUCUUCAGAGUAUAUUCCAUACAGAUUUACCCUACCCGUAUCAGACAAGAAGUCCGCAGAGAAGAUUACAACCGCCUACCCUACUGAAGUCUACAAAACCUUGAUAAAACCGGGUCUAAUAAGUACCGAAGAGACCCAAAAUAUUUCAGCAGCACCACAAGCUGUAUUUAAAGUCCAAUCAGUUUCGAGAUGCGCUUCCACUAUUCCCGGCCAUGGCGAAUCCAUUUUAGUCGCACAAUUUUCUCCUAGGUCCUCCUCCAGAAUGGUCAGUGGUAGCGGAGACAACACGGCACGUAUCUGGGACUGCGAUACAGGAACCCCGGUACACACGUUAAAGGGGCACACAAGUUGGGUAUUGGCUGUUAGUUGGUCGCCGGAUGAGUCGAGGAUUGCGACGGGUAGUAUGGACAACACUGUCAGGAUAUGGGAUCCUAAAACCGGAAAGCAAUUAGGCAGACCAAUGAAGGGACACUCAAAAUGGGUCACAAAUCUUGCUUGGGAGCCGUAUCACGUUCAAAAACCGGGAGAACCUAGACUGGCCUCAUCCUCUAAAGAUUCUACUGUUAGAGUAUGGUCGACUAAUCAACAGACGAUUGAAUUGGUCUUAACUGGACACAAAGACGCAGUAUCAUGUGUUAAAUGGGGAGGAACUGGAUUUAUAUAUACCGCAUCCCGCGAUAAGACUGUCAAAGUUUGGAAUGCAAAGGACGGAACUCUCGCACACUCUCUUAAUGCUCAUGCGCACUGGGUCAACCAUCUCGCACUAUCGACAGAAUUUGUCACGCGAACCGGCUACUUCGACCACACUGGCAAGGUCCCUGCAACAGAGGAGGAAAAGGUCAAGAAAGCAGAGGAGCGUUUCCUCAAAGCCUCCCGAAUUCAGGGUGAAGUCGUGGAACGCCUUGUCACAGCCAGUGACGAUUUCACCAUGUAUCUCUGGGAACCUUCUAAGCAAACGAAGCCUAUAGCACGAAUGUUAGGUCAUCAAAAACAAGUGAACCAUGUAGCUUUCUCGCCCGAUGGACUACUCAUUGCCUCCUCUGGUUUCGACAACCAUACCAAGAUCUGGAACGCCCGCGAUGGAAAGUUCAUCAAUACAUUGAGAGGUCAUGUUGCACCCGUCUACCAAUGCGCUUUUAGCUCUGAUUCUAGGCUAUUAGUGACAUGUAGUAAGGAUACAACACUGAAAGUAUGGGACAUGGCAACCCACAAGUUAGCUAAAGAUUUACCUGGCCAUAAAGACGAAGUUUAUGCCGUAGACUGGAGUCCGGAUGGAGAAAAAGUGGGCAGUGGUGGAGCAGAUAAGGCAGUGCGCCUUUGGAGACAUUAA